Messenger RNA from Drosophila ananassae, 720 nucleotides. RefSeq lists its product as uncharacterized. Lineage: Eukaryota; Metazoa; Arthropoda; Insecta; Diptera; Drosophilidae. The transcript has 3 exons. The record is from RefSeq and is a predicted model, not a curated record. The coding region runs from base 176 to 556 and encodes 126 amino acids.
UCUGUUAUAUUUUUUGGCCGCAUUUUUAAUAGCGGUUUUGAGGAUUCGAAACUGCAGAGCAGGGCGGAAUUGGAACUACGAACCGGUAACCCUACAAGCCUUCUCAUCCGACGACAGUCUCUUGAAGAUUUCCGCCAAAGUGGAUCGGCUGGGACGGGCAGACUUUGCCUUUUCGAUGACCCUGGACUGGAACUAUGAUGCGGAUAAGAACACCAUGGUCGAAGCUGAUGUCUACCACUGCACUUCGGGCGAUGAAAGCGACUACAAACUGAUGCCCUUCUCCAUACCGAAGCAACCCUUUUUCGAGUACCUCAAUGCCUUCUACAAGGAUGCCUUCAUCAAGAACGUGGGUCAUUGUUCGAAUCUGAUCCAGUUCGAGGGGGAGUUUACACCACCCUGGCCCCGAGGUGUUUACAAACUGGACAAGUGUGUGGCCAGUGGCGAGGGAUUACCGGAGCUUGUACCGGAAGGUUACUACAAGAUCGUUUAUAAUACCACUGGGCAGGUCACUUGGGGGUUUAUUUUUGUGGUUAGGGUUACCCAAAAGGUUAUAUAGAUGAUAUAUGAGAGAGUUUUAUACUUAAGGGGGGGUUAGGGUCUGAGCGAGCAAAAAAAGACACAUUUUCAUGUUUUUUUUUUGAUGAUCUGGUAAACAUCUAUUUAUUUAAACUAUUUUUAGAUUGAAGUACAACAUUUGAAGAAUGUUUUGUAAAAUUUUCA